GGUAAAGAGGGUGGAGUAACUCGAGGAGUCAUCACACUUCCUGCUCCGGAGGAAGCGAGUAAGAUUGUUUAUCUUAGGUUAACUGGUGGCUUCUAUUUACAGGAGUUUUCAGACUCUGAUGAGGUCUUGAAGAGAUCCUAUGCUGUGUUACUUGAACUCAUCAUGUACUACUACCGCUGCUCUGCCCAGAGUUUAGAGUUUUAAUUAGGACGUUUUUAGGAGGACGGACUAUUAUCGGGAUUGUCUUUCAACACCCUUUUUUGGAAUCCUGUAUCUCCUCGAAGGCUGCAGGUCCAUUCAGUUUGCAUUAGGCCUAUUUAAGCUAUGGCGGACGGGAGGAUCUAUGUGGGGAACCUUCCCAUGGAUGUGCAGGAGAGGGACAUUGAGGAACUCUUCUUCAAAUAUGGAAAAAUUCGGGAUAUCGAGCUGAAGAAUAACCGAGGCACCAUCCCCUUUGCCUUUGUUCGUUUUGAGGACCCACGGGAUGCGGAGGAUGCCGUCUAUGGAAGGAAUGGAUAUGGAUUUGGAGACUGUAAGCUGCGUGUGGAAUAUCCUCGUUCCUCAGGAUCCAAAUUUAGUGGACCUGUUGGAGGAGGACCAAGGGGAAGGUUUGGGCCUCCGUCACGCAGGUCCGAAUUCCGGGUCAUAGUGACUGGUCUUCCUCCAACUGGAAGUUGGCAGGAUCUCAAAGAUCACAUGAGGGAGGCAGGAGAUGUGUGCUUCGCUGAUGUGCAGCGGGAUGGUGAAGGAGUGGUGGAGUUCCUUAGACGGGAAGAUAUGGAGUAUGCUCUGCGUCGCCUGGAUGGCACAGAGUUCAGAUCUCACCAGGGAGAGACUGCCUACAUCCGAGUUAUGGAGGAGCGGAGUACAAGCUGGGGGCGGUCACGUUCCCGGUCCAGGUCUCGUGGGCGGUACACACCUCCCUAUCAGAGCAGAGGGUCCCCACCUCCUCGCUACCGCUCGCCUCCACGUCAUAUGUCUCGUCAUAGCCCUCCCCCCCGACGAGCUCCGCCCCAGCACCACAGCCCGCCCCCACGCCACUAUCGGUAAACAGACCUGUGGUGCCAGAGCUGCUGAAGUGUCCCCCCCUUCCCUUCCAUGUCACCUUCUUUUAGUCGUUCCCGCCCCCCCCCUCCCUCCCUCCCUCCCUCCCUUUUUUUUUUUUCUAAUUUUGUAAUUUACAUUCCAUCAAUGAGACAACCCCAAAGGCCUUAAUCACUGUACAAGUUCUAAAAUGGUUAAAAAAAAAUUAAAAAUAAAAGACCCUCUUCUGGUCAACAACUGCUGGGAAACUGAUAACUGCCAGGAAGAGUGUGUAAAUGAGAGAAUGUUAGAGAACAGAGAUCUUGAAAUGUGACUUUGGGUUACAGUGGCAGUGUGAAAGCUUUUACCCUGUGGCAUUUAGGACAAUUAUGUUAAACUUUGUCCAUCUUAAAAUAUUCAGAAAAUGUGGCAAAGCAGCUGUUCUGACAGGAUCUGGUAAAUCCGGUAAAUCUUCUAAAUCUUUUCAUGAUUUUUUUUUUUUUUUUUUUUUUUUU
This is a messenger RNA of Electrophorus electricus (electric eel), 1538 nucleotides long. RefSeq names its product serine and arginine rich splicing factor 9 (gene srsf9). The record is from RefSeq and is a predicted model, not a curated record. Lineage: Eukaryota; Metazoa; Chordata; Actinopteri; Gymnotiformes; Gymnotidae. Gene Ontology annotation, molecular function: mRNA binding. Gene Ontology annotation, cellular component: nucleus; cytoplasm.